Messenger RNA from Meloidogyne enterolobii, 237 nucleotides. The record is from the annotation of a GenBank genome assembly. NCBI's taxonomy places the organism in Eukaryota, Metazoa, Nematoda, Chromadorea, Rhabditida, Meloidogynidae.
AUGGAUAAUAAGUAUAGAAAUUUAUCAGCCGAUCAUGCUUUGAAAAAUGGAGGAAGACAUAGUCAAACCACUACGUCGUCUCAACAAUUAAAAAAUCUUUCAUCGAAAUUCCAAAACGACUCCAUUUCUUCUGUUUCUGCCUCAUUUUUCUUCACAAAAUCACCACUUGGCUGCCUCAAACAAAACGCUCGAAAUUGCAUACCAGAACCUGCUACUGAAGAUAGUAAGUCUUUUUAA